Messenger RNA from Peniophora sp. CBMAI 1063, 1734 nucleotides. NCBI's taxonomy places the organism in Eukaryota, Fungi, Basidiomycota, Agaricomycetes, Russulales, Peniophoraceae. The record is from the annotation of a GenBank genome assembly.
AUGCCCUUGGAACUUCCAGGCCUCAAAGUCUAUCUUCGCCCAGCGGAUGAUGCAGACACGGACGAAGAGGAGAUCCCAGUGUUCAAGCCUGAUACGGUCAGUUCAAGAUUGGUGACUGGGUAUGUACCUAGUGAGGCGGGUCAGUCGUUCGAAGUCUGUGUCCACAACGAAUUGGAAUCAGGCGAGAGCAUCGUCUACACCACAUACAUGGAUGGCCGCGAGAUGAACCGCUUCUCCGUCAAACCGUUCUUCAGUUCGGUUAUGGAAGGCGUGUAUAGCGCCGAGGGUGUCCGCCCGUUCACGUUCUCAGCACUUGAAUUGAAGGAAGACGACGGCGAAGAUCCUUCCUUCGACAUCUCGAAGCUCGGCACUAUCGAGGUUCAAAUCUGCCGCGUCACCAUCACGAACGAUAGCGUCUUGCCCGUCAUCUACCACCACGGUCCCGCACAAGCCAGACUUGAUGCCGUCUCCGAGAAGGCGAAGAAGAUCGGAUGGCAUAGUGUCUCGUUGGGUGAUGUGAAGCCGUCGGGGUCCGAGUUGAUCGCGGUACAGACGGAGUACAUCGACCCGCCAUCGAAACCUUAUGCUACCUUUCGUUUCCGGUACAAGCCACUUGAACUGCUCGAAGAUGAAGGUGUCGCUCCGCGGGCCGAGCGUCCACAGCUCACGGAGCCUUCGACGGGCGAUAAGCGACCUCGCCCCGAAGAUGAAUCAAAGCCGGGGCCCAAGGCGAAGCGAACGGCAGAUCAGGAGAACAUCAAGCCUGAGCCCACGGAUGGCUCUAUUGGCGACGCUCAUCCCCAUACUACGAAGCCGGACGGCGCUAAGCGGGUUAAACGCGAACAUGACGAGGUCAUAGACCUCACCAACCGCAUGCCUUCGCCUAUACGUGUUCCACCCGAGACGGUUAACCCUCAUCUGGUAUCCGGCUUUAUUUCAAGCGAAGCAGGUCAGUCGUUUGAGGUAUGGGUCGAUAAUGACCUCGUUUCCGGGGAGGGUAUCGCAUACACCAUAUAUAUGGAUGGUCGUGAAUUGAAUCGAUCGGCGUGCCUGCCGUUCGAAAAGACUUACUCGGAGGGAGUGUACAGUGCAGACGGUGUUCGCCCAUUCACGUUCUCCAAGCUCCAGCUCAAGGAGGACGACGGCGAAGCUCCGUCUUUUGAUCUCUCAAAGCUCGGUGUCAUCGAGGUCCACGUCUGGCGCGCUAUCGUUACCGACAGCUAUGACCCCCUCGCGUACGAUGACGACCCUGCACAAGCUAGCCUUGACCCUGUGUCAGAGAAGACGAAGAAGGUGGGAUGGCAUAGUGUUUCACUGGGCCUCCCAAAGCCCGCAGACGAUGUGCUGUCCUCUCACGUAGAAUUCAUCGACCCGCCGUCCACGCCAUAUGCCGUCUUCCGGUUUCUGUACAAGCCCAAAGAGCUACUUGAGGAUGAAGGCAUCGCGCCGCGCAAUGAUCGGCCGAAAUCUUCAGAGCCAUCGGUUGGCAGCAAGCGACCUUGGCCUGAAGAGAGUGCGGAUACAGGACCCAACGCCAAGCGACCCGCAACUGUUGACGUUAAACCAGAGCCGACUGGAGGUUCCCUAGGCGGCUCCCAGUCCAAGGCUCCGAAGGUGAAGGUUGCGAAGAUGGUUAAACCUGAGCGUGGCGAGAUCAUCGAUCUCACCAAUCGCGGACCCUCGCCUAUACGCGUUCCGAUGAGCGGUGAAGUAGUUGACCUGUCCGAUUAUUAG